AUGAAAUUAACAGCAGGACGUCUCGAUGCAUUAACAGUGUUAACAACUGCUUUACCCCCGCGUGCCUGUCAGGAUCUGAGGACGCUCGCGGCUUACACACUUGCGCUCCUUAUUCUGGCCACGUUUGUUUCCUACGCCUGCAGUGCACCCCAGGGCAGUUUCCAGCGUCGGAACUGGACGCCCCAAGCGAUGCUUUAUCUUAAAGGCACACAAGGCCGCCGCUUUGUGUCCGAGGACAGGAACGAGGGGGAUGUGUUCGACACUCUUCAGCUAGAAACACGGAGUCAAAACACUGAGGAUCUGAGCAUGUCCAAGGCUGCUACUGUACUACUGCAGUUCCUGCAACAAGUCAAAGAUGAAGGGGAGGACAGAAGUUUGUUUUUUCAGGAUGCCCCUACCUGGAAGAGAGACUACUUCUGAAUAACCAUCCAUGUUAUAUAACUGAACUGUACAGAUUUUCUUUCUCUUUUUUUGGCUUUCAACUGUCCUGUUAAUUUUCAAUUUAUUAAACUUAUUUAAUCCUGUGUAAAAUGCACAUCAACAAGUACAGCACAGAUUUGGGACUGCUGUAAUUUAAGAGAAUG
This is a messenger RNA of Electrophorus electricus (electric eel), 584 nucleotides long. Lineage: Eukaryota; Metazoa; Chordata; Actinopteri; Gymnotiformes; Gymnotidae. The record is from RefSeq and is a predicted model, not a curated record.